Gossypium raimondii (Peruvian cotton) is the source of this 763-nucleotide messenger RNA. RefSeq lists its product as uncharacterized. The transcript has a single exon. NCBI's taxonomy places the organism in Eukaryota, Viridiplantae, Streptophyta, Magnoliopsida, Malvales, Malvaceae. The record is from RefSeq and is a predicted model, not a curated record. Bases 192 to 530 code for a protein of 112 amino acids.
ACGUGGCAAAUACCCAUCAAUGAACAUUCAAAGUUAGCUUUAGGGUAAUCCAUAAUGUGCAACUCAACUGUCUUAUAAUAUAGUGUGUCAUUCCAAAGUAGAAAAUGUCACAUCUCACUCAUUCAUCUCUUCACUAACUCCCACCCAAAGAAUCUUCCUCGAACAAUCCUUGCCUAGAAUUUUGUCCAUUGAUGGAGCAGUUUAGAUCCAAUUCAUACAAGGAUGGUGGAGAAAUGCAGAUGAAGAGUUACUAUGGAGGAGGGCCAAGUAACAUGCAAGGCAUGAGGUGUUACAGUGAAAAUUCCGUUCAACAAAACCAGCUUGGCAAGGAGAUUAAGAUGAAGAAAAGCAAAAGCUCUCGAGGGUCUGCUUCAAAGAGCUGGAGUUUUACUGAUCCUGAGCUGCAGAGGAAGAAAAGGGUUGCCAGCUACAAGGUUUAUGCUGUUGAAGGCAAGAUGAAAGGGUCUUUCAGGAAAAGUUUCAGGUGGAUCAAGGACACUGCAACCCAAGUUGUCUAUGGCUGGAGGUGAUCCAUCAUCAAUGCCCAUGGCUCAUCUCUUUGUUUUGUUUGAGGUUUGUGCUUUUACUAUGUUGGUGAAUGAUGGAUGAAAAACUUGAGAUUAGGGGCGAAGUUCCCCUUUUAUUUAAGAAUCUUGAAUCUGAAAUCUUCAUAAACUAUGGAAUGUGAAAAUUGAUGUUUCUUGGAUGAGUUUCUACAUUAAGCUCAAUAAACUUUUUUCUUAAUGAAAAUGCUAUUGAUUUC